GAUUGGGUGUCAAGAGAAUUGGUGCGAUAAGUUUCCACAAAACAAAAAGGAAAGUGUUUAGGAAAUGUAUUAAAGCCGUUUAAAUAUUUCAGUUAUCAUUUUACAGUUGGAGUAUGUGAUUCUCUUCGACAACCAAAACCAACACUGAAAUCGUUUUCAUAUCGAACAAUUUUUCCUCAUUUUCUUGACACAUAUUCCUUACGACUACGUAUUUUGUUUAUUUUUCUUUCAUUUUUUUUUUUCGUGAAAAUACUGUGUUCAACUAGUUUGAAAAAUGGAGCAGCAAACUAUGAGUGGCGUUAACUAUGAUUUUUUAUGGAACGGAGAUUCACGGGUCACCAAUUGGCCGCUGAUGAGUAGUCCGUUACCUUUGAUUGCCAUUUUAACAACAUACUUAUUAAUUAUAUACAGAUUUGGACCGGCUUACAUGGAAAAUCGAAAGGCAUACAACCUGAAAUGGCUAUUGGCUUGCUAUAACUUGGCUCAAGUUGCGGUUUGUUGUUAUAUAAUAAUCGGCCUAGUAUCCAAUGAAUUUAAUGUCAUAAAAUUCUGGAAAUGUCAAAGUGUCGACUAUAAAAACAGUCUGAAAGCAACCACAGCGCUGACAUAUACAUACCAAACAUUCUUGCUAAAAUUGGCCGAACUUGUGGAAACUGUAUUCUUUGUAUUGCGAAAGAAACAAAAUCAAGUCUCAAAAUUGCAUGUAUAUCAUCAUGUCAGCACAGCAACAUUAGCAUGGAUUCUCGUCAAAUACACAGCAGGUGGCAUGGUCUUAUUCAGUGUGGUCAUCAAUUCAUCGGUGCAUGUUAUCAUGUAUAGUUAUUAUUUCGCCGCUUUGUUUGGACCGGAAGUUCAACGAAAAUUGGAAGGCAUAAAGAAAAACAUUACACUCAUUCAAAUGAUUCAAUUUACAAUUAUCCUCAUACAAUGCGCGCUCGCAUUGGUACGCGGCUGUGAAGUGCCAAAGCUAUUGAUGGCGAUAUACGUGCCAAAUGUGGUUUUGAUAUUCUACAUGUUUUACGGAUUUUUCAACAAAGCAUACACGAAGAAAUCAUAUUCAACGAAAGGAAAUUAGGACACUUUAUCCCCACACACACACAUUUCAAGUCGACAAGUUUCCAUGCCUUUCCAUCAUAUUUAAGAAGUAGAUUUAAAGAAAAAUAAUUUUUGUGUACCUAAAUAUUAUUUUAUAUAAUUUAUUAAAAAGAUAAAUGAUCUGCUUGAAUAAUAAAUAACAAAAAAGC
This is a messenger RNA of Contarinia nasturtii (swede midge), 1244 nucleotides long. RefSeq names its product elongation of very long chain fatty acids protein 4-like. NCBI's taxonomy places the organism in Eukaryota, Metazoa, Arthropoda, Insecta, Diptera, Cecidomyiidae. The transcript has 7 exons. Gene Ontology annotation, biological process: very long-chain fatty acid biosynthetic process; sphingolipid biosynthetic process; fatty acid elongation, monounsaturated fatty acid. The record is from RefSeq and is a predicted model, not a curated record. Gene Ontology annotation, molecular function: fatty acid elongase activity. Gene Ontology annotation, cellular component: endoplasmic reticulum membrane. The coding region runs from base 275 to 1075 and encodes 266 amino acids.